Molecule: messenger RNA, 1429 nt
Organism: Perca fluviatilis (European perch)
Lineage: Eukaryota; Metazoa; Chordata; Actinopteri; Perciformes; Percidae
Product: piggyBac transposable element-derived protein 4-like
Exons: 2
Coding region: 291-1022 (243 amino acids)
Source: RefSeq, a predicted model, not a curated record
UAUUCUUGGGGUGAGUGACAGAGAUGCUUAGGGAUUUUUUUUAAACGCAUGUGACUAGUAAAAUGCUUUGUGAUUGGUCAAAAUAAGCCUACACGUACAGUAAGUUUUCUUUUACUGUCUAUAGUUUUCAGCAGACAUUUUUAAACCCCGCUAGCGAUCCGUCAUGGCUGACUCAAGUGAAGGAAGUGAUACUGAUGAAGUUACGAAGGAUGACACAGGACCACAUUCAAACGAUAACCCCGAUGAUUUAGAUGUACCAGUCGAUCACGUGAGAGCAGUGGAUCUUAGCGAUGUUUCGAGAGGAAGAGGAGGAUAUGCGCGAUUUUGCUGGCUUCCAAGAAGAAUGGAAGACCGACAACUUUCACGCUCAUGAGAAGAUCCCGUAUAACCGCGAACCAGGCGUCAAUAUAGAGCUUCCAGAGGUUGUUACACCAAUACAGGUCUUCUCACAUGUUUUCACGGAGGAGCUGUGGAUGCGACGUGUAACAGAAACAAAUCUUUAUGCUGAACAAUCACGGAGCGCAACUCCAAACAGCAAGUGGGUACCAGUCACAGUUAUUGAAAUGAAGACUGUCAUUGGACUGUGUCUUGCCAUGGGGAUCCUUGACCUGCCAUCACGUAGAGAUUUUUGGCGUCAGAAAAAGUGGCUUCUUCGAACGAGCAUCCCCCAAGCCAUUUCAAGAGAAAGAUUUGCCAUCAUCUGGAGGUAUCUCCACUUGCAAGACAACAGCAAAGAUGUGAACCACUCUGACAAGCUCUGGAAAGUCAGAUGGUACCUUGACUACCUGAAAGAUCGAUUCCAGGAACUGUACAAAGUGGACGGCUUUGUCAGCGUGGAUGAAAGUAUGGUGAAAUUCAAGGGGAGACUUGCUUUCCGGCAAUAUCUUCCUCUCAAACCCACCAAGUGGGACAUCAAGGUGUGGGUCAUGGCUGAAAGCUCCACCGGGUAUGUAUCAAACUUCCAGGUCUACACCGGACGUGAGGGGGGAGUAGCGAGAAGGGCCUUGCGCACCGCGUUGUGAUGGAUCUGGCUAUCCCAUCUCUCCAUUUUUAUUGCGGGGUGCCGCUGUUUGAAGAUCUGAAGGCUCAUGGUCUGUAUGUGUGUGGCACCGUUCGAUCAAACAGAAAGGGAAUCCCCCCCCCCCAAAACCGCCUGCCAUGGAUAAGCAUCAGUACCAAGUGUCUCAGAAGGAUGACCUGACCUUCUGUGCUUGGCAGGAUACAAAGGUCGUUCUGGUACUGUGAAAUUACCACGAGCCCAUGGCAGAAGGGACUGUCAGGAGAAGACAGGGAGACAUCCAGACAGAGGUCACAGUGCCAGCAUGCCUUUCUGACUACCAGAAGCACAUGAAGGGGGUCGAUCUACUGGAUCAGAUGAUAAGCUACUAUCAGUUUCAGCAUCGGUCCAAGAAAUGGUGGCGGAGGCUCU